Molecule: messenger RNA, 789 nt
Organism: Solanum verrucosum
Lineage: Eukaryota; Viridiplantae; Streptophyta; Magnoliopsida; Solanales; Solanaceae
Product: berberine bridge enzyme-like 24
Exons: 2
Coding region: 1-789 (262 amino acids)
Molecular function (GO): flavin adenine dinucleotide binding; oxidoreductase activity
Source: RefSeq, a predicted model, not a curated record
AUGAACUCAAACUCAAUAUCACAAGUCAUCCACACUCCUAAAAACUCAUCAUAUUCCACCAUUUUGAACUCCUUUUCAGAUAACCUAAGGAGAACCUCCGACUUCAAACCAUCAAUUAUUUUCACUCCUACCAACGAAUCUCAAAUCCAGGCAAGCUUCCCAAAACUAGGGUUAGUGAAAGAAGAUUGCAUUGAGAUGAGUUGGAUCGAAUCUAUACUCUUCUUUGCGGGUUUCCCUAGGGGCACAUCACUUGAUGUGUUACAAGAUUGGAAUAGCACAACUAAUCAAGAGUACUAUUUCAAAGGGAAAUCAGACUAUGUCCAACACCCAAUUUCUAUAAAUGGUCUUGAAGGUAUAUGGAAACUAUACAAUCAAUUAGGCGAAAAUUCGGGUGUUGAAUUACAGUUUAGUCCUUAUGGAGGAAAGUUGAGUGAAAUCUCAGAAUCUGAAACUCCUUUCCCUCAUAGAGCUGGAAAUAUAUUCAUGAUCGAGUAUGCAGUAUUUUGGGUGAAAAUGGAAAAUUCUAAGAGAAACAUAGCUUGGAAUCGAAAACUUUAUCGAUACAUGGCUAAGUAUGUGUCAAAAUCUCCAAGAGUUGCUUAUUUCAACUAUAGAGAUCUUGAUUUAGGAGUGAACAAUAUUAUUGGAAACACAAGCUAUGAACAAGCAAGAAUUUGGGGAGUGAAAUAUUUCAAGAACAACUUUGAUAGAUUGGUGAAAGUGAAGACAAAAAUUGAUCCAACAAAUUUCUUUAGAAAUGAACAAAGUAUUCCCCCUCUAUUAUCUUAA